Molecule: messenger RNA, 711 nt
Organism: Prunus armeniaca (apricot)
Lineage: Eukaryota; Viridiplantae; Streptophyta; Magnoliopsida; Rosales; Rosaceae
Source: the annotation of a GenBank genome assembly
AUGAUCGGGAAGCUGUCGGAAUUGCUAGUUUCUGGCCACCGUGCCGGGUUUUUCUUCGACAUGGGCACGACAAGCCCAAGAAGUCCAUUGGACCUCAAGAUGCAAUCUUCUAGCCCCAGAGGGUUGAAGAAUUAUGAUCUUGGUGGUGUUGGGUUGGGCAUAGUUGCUGCCUUGGAAAAGUCGAGCCAUAAUGGACGUGAGAUUUUGCCCAAGUAUGCGGUUUGUGGUCAAAACCUGAACCAAUCAGAGCCAAUUCCUGUAAGCUCUGCUCAAAACUGUGAUGGGUUUUCAACCAGGGGUCUCCAGGAGUUUGAGGAAGAUAGCUUGGAGAAUUAUACUUAUGUGACUCAGCGUGGAAAAAACAAGUCUUUCACUAGGGUUUACUAUGAUGGAGGUGACUGCAAUACCAGUUCCAUGCACCACCAUGUAGAGGAUGAUUUGCAGACAUGUAAUGAUAACAAUCUUGCUUCAGUUUUUCCCACCUCGGAUUUUCUCAGUUCAUGCCACUUGUGCAAGAAAAACCUCCAUGGCAAAGACAUAUACAUGUACAGAGGAGAGAGUGCGUUUUGCAGCACAGAAUGCAGAGCAACGCAGAUGAUGAUGGAUGAGAGCAAAGAACGGUGCAGAUCAGAAGCUUUAAGAUCUGUGGAAGUUUCAGGGUCAUCUUGUUCAAGAGAUCAGAUCUUCUCAACUGGGAUUCUUGUUAUUUAG